GACGAGGCCUAUCCCCCGCCCUCCGUUGAAAAAUAGAAUAGCAAAGUUUUCAAUGAGAUUCACUGAAGGAUAGUCCUGGAUAGUACUCGACUGUCUCAAAGUAGACGUGCAUAGACCCAUGAAAUUAAAUGUGUUACGUGAUAUUGAAAUUUGAUUUGAUGUUUGCUAUUUCUUCUUAUUCAUUAAAUAUUGAUGGACUUGUAUAUCAAUUAAGCAACAGUUUCAUGACCCAUAGCAAUCAUGGCGUUUAUUUGCACCUGAAAGAAAGUAUUGCAGGUGAUUAUUGCACAGCUUGGAGGUCUCUGUUUGUAAUCCAUAUAACAUGCCUCCUGAUCCCUCUCGAGGCCCAUUCAAUGCAGGAGUCACUACGAAGCAGUAGUGGAGGAGGGUUUUCUGUUAAAGCACUCUUGUCCUGAGGACAAUUCUGACAUUGACUCUGAUGUUAAUAAUGUUAAGGAGGUGUUUGUGAGUGUGUGACCCCUCUGGCCUGUUAACGUGGAAAGGUGGUUGCCAUCAGGCGCGUCGCACCCGUGGGGGAUGUGGGUGUUUUCCCACAGUUUUUCACAAACACCUUGCGUCGAACUGCCGCCGUAGCUACGUCGUAGGCUGUGUGUAGCGAUUAUAUUGCCUGAGUGAACAGAACUGCGUCCAUAGCAACGCUCUGUUUGUCACGGCAACGCUUGCUACGCCCCUGGUUGCCAUGGCGUCCUCUAAGGAGGCUCUGAGGCGUCAGAGACGGAGAGAGCUGGACGCGAGGCGGAGCAAGUCACGCGUGCGCCUGGGGCCGUGUGUCCUGCGCUGGGGACAACUGAAGGACAGCCUGGGGUUCACCCUACACUCAGAGCUGGCUCAGUACCUGCUGGAGAGUUACCUCUCCAAGUCAUGCUCCAGAGAAGAGUCUGCCAUCAUGGCGUCCGUAGAAGGCCUUCACAGGCUGGUGCUGCUGGUCCACCUCCACGGCCAGCGCUGCCCACAUCUACCCACCCUCCAGCAGGGCUUUGCCACCGCAGGGUCCGACCCGUGCCCAGGCCAGAGAUGGAGGGCGGGUAAGAAGUCUGAGUUGGGCACCAAAGACAGCAGCGGCUCAGAGAACGGACCUUCCUCCACAAGGGACGGACUGAUGGAAUCAACAAAGGCGUUAGAUGGGGAGCGCAGCCUGAACUAUGUCUGCGAGAACGGCCAUGUUCUCUCCUGGUGCCCAACCACGCCGGGGAGUGAGGGGGGUGAAGGAGGAGGGGAGACCGACGGGGGCCUUAGUCUCACCGCAGGCCCGCCCAGAGAGACCGCACAGGGGGGCGCCGGCGAGGUGGUGAGGGGGGGCGCGGAUGGGGGUUCAGGCAUGAGGACCAGACGUCGCAAUGGGCUACGACAGACGGAAACCCCGCGUGAGACCCCACAGGGAGCGGAGGAAGAGACAGGAGAGCAGGACCGCUCCAGUCCCACUCCCGGGACGCACAACACCAGAGAGGGCAGUGCUCAGGUGGGACCCGAGACAGGAAAUGAUGUCGUGCCAACAGGAUCCCCUCAAUCAUCGCAGGAAUGCAGCGACCCAGCCACGUCACCAGAGGCCAGCACGGAACCUCAGAAGAGUACGGAACAUUCUGACCGCAGCAGACAGACGGCACAACCAGGCUGGAGGAGAAACCGGACCAGUUUGGCAAACUAUGAUGUUCCUCUGUUCGGUGGUAAAAGAAAAAGGAAGGCAAACCCGAGAGAAAUACUGCAGUGUACUUAUGAAGGCUGUGAAAAGAUCUUCUCCAGUCGACAGUACCUCAAUCAUCACAUGAAGUACCAGCACGUCCAGCGGAAGACGUUUACCUGCUCUCACCCACCCUGUGGGAAGUCCUUCAACUUCAAGAAACACCUCAAGGAGCACCAGAAGCUGCACAGCAACCAGAGAGACUACAUCUGUGAGUUCUGUGCUCGAGCCUUUCGCACCAGCAGUAACCUGCUCAUCCAUCGACGCAUCCACACAGGGGAGAAGCCACUGCAGUGUGAGGUGUGUGGUUUCACCUGCUGUCAGAAGGCGUCCCUGAACUGGCACAUGAAGAAGCACAACGCCGAGAGCAGCUACCAGUUCCCCUGUGACAUCUGUGGCCGCCGCUUCGAGAAGAGGGACAACGUCAGCGCUCACCGGGGCAAAAGCCACCCCGAGCAUCCUGUCAACGCCUCCAGCGCCCUUCCUGCCUCUACUGCCUCUGUUGCCCCCUCGCCAUCAGUCCCUGCGUGUCCGGAGAGGAUGGCCAACACUCAAUCAGACUGAGGACCGGUUACCACUGGCAGCCAGUCACUGACUCACUGACACACCUCAGAACGCUCAGAAAACAGCACCAGUUCUCAUCACUAGCAGCCACUCUGUCUCUUAGCCUGUGACGUCUCUGGGGGUGUGUCCUGUUUACUGAGGGUAUAAAUAGAGUGUGUUGUGGUUGAAGUAUUUUGUGUAAAUACUGUCAGGGUAUUCACAGGCUUGUAUGAUGUGUGAAGGGUUGUUGACCUCCGACCUCUUCAGAGGCCUUAGGGCAAAGUCUACUUGCUUAAAGCUGCGCCGAAGCCUCAGUGAUUGCAAGUUUACACAACAAUCAGGCAUUAUAGUUUAUAUUUAUAUCAAUAAAAAAAGUAAGCGGUUUCAUGCUAAAAGGUACUCAAAAACCAACAGUUUUUUUUUUCUUGUAGCAGUCCAGUGACUAAAUGUAUAUAGGAAAACAAAAGUUGACAUGGAUGAUUUUGGUGCUCAUUCAGUAGGUGGAUUUAAACCACUUUUCAAUGUUUUUGGGGUAAAAAAACACUACUAUGUUUUUAUAUAUUCCCCAAAUAAAACUUUUGUAGACACUC
Clupea harengus (Atlantic herring) is the source of this 2832-nucleotide messenger RNA. It is a transcript of the gene znf692, whose product is annotated as zinc finger protein 692. The transcript is spliced from 11 exons. Bases 701 to 2263 code for a protein of 520 amino acids. Gene Ontology annotation, biological process: regulation of transcription by RNA polymerase II. Gene Ontology annotation, cellular component: chromatin; PcG protein complex; transcription regulator complex. The record is from RefSeq and is a predicted model, not a curated record. Gene Ontology annotation, molecular function: RNA polymerase II cis-regulatory region sequence-specific DNA binding; DNA-binding transcription factor activity, RNA polymerase II-specific. NCBI's taxonomy places the organism in Eukaryota, Metazoa, Chordata, Actinopteri, Clupeiformes, Clupeidae.